AUGUCGAACAAACGAAUUGCGACCGGCGACACCAUCUUUGCAAGCCAACUGUUCACCAGACAGGAGCUUGUGGGACGUGGAGCCUACGGUGCUGUAUAUAAAGGGAUAGAAAACGCAACGCAACAAGUGGUCGCCAUCAAAGUGCUUAACCUCGAUACAGAGGAAGACGACGUUUCCGACAUCCAACGAGAAAUUGCGACUCUUUCUCAGCUCAAGAACUGCGACUCUCAAAAUAUAACACGAUAUCAUGGCAGUUUUCUAAAUGGGACUAAAUUAUGGAUCGUCAUGGAUUAUGCUGCAGGAGGAAGUAUACGAUCACUGUUACAAGCUUUGAACAAGAUCGAUGAGAAGUGCAUAGCGGUCAUUGCCAGGGAGGUUCUCCAAGCGCUAAGCUACCUCCACAAGCACGGUAUCAUCCAUCGAGAUAUCAAAGCGGCCAACAUUCUCUUGACGGACGAAGGACGAGUGCAACUCUGUGACUUUGGAGUUGCGGGUCAGGUGACAAUGAACUCGUUGAAACGCAAUUCAUUCGUUGGUACUCCAUAUUGGAUGGCCCCAGAAGUGAUUAAAGGCCAAACAUAUGACUAUAAGGCAGAUAUUUGGUCAUUGGGGAUCACUAUAUACGAAAUCGCAACAGGAAACCCACCAUUCGCCGAUCAGGAUCCUAUGCGAGCAAUGUCGUUGAUUCCAAAGACCAGGCCAGCUCAAUUGGAAGGUGAUUGGUCACCAGCAAUGAAGGAAUUUGUUGCCUUGUGUCUACAUGAAGACCCUAUUCAGCGACCAUCGGCAGAGGACUUAUUAAAAACAAAAUGGAUCAAGAACACUAGCAAGAAUCCUACAGCUCUAUUGAAGGAUCUUGUAGCGAAGUUCGAGCAGCAUAAACUAGAUUCUGCCUUGAAUAAGGUCGAAAACAAUAGGUAA
Messenger RNA from Lobosporangium transversale, 921 nucleotides. RefSeq names its product Pkinase-domain-containing protein. The coding region runs from base 1 to 921 and encodes 306 amino acids. Lineage: Eukaryota; Fungi; Mortierellomycota; Mortierellomycetes; Mortierellales; Mortierellaceae. The record is from RefSeq and is a predicted model, not a curated record. Gene Ontology annotation, biological process: protein phosphorylation. The transcript is spliced from 6 exons. Gene Ontology annotation, molecular function: protein kinase activity; ATP binding.